Amoebophrya sp. A120 is the source of this 4973-nucleotide messenger RNA. Lineage: Eukaryota; Dinophyceae; Syndiniales; Amoebophryaceae. The record is from the annotation of a GenBank genome assembly.
CAACUCAGACGUGCAACAACAUCAUGUGUGCCACUGCGGAGCAUGCAGCACAGCACUAACCGCAUGGCAAAAUGCGCAACUGACCAAAACGAAAUUAGUGUUCAGCUCCUCUCUGGCUCUGCAGAAGUCUCGAAAUAGCACACAAAGAUACGGAAAUUACGAUCAUCUUCCUUGUGGAUAAAGGACGAACGAAACCUAUUCUGGAAAACGUAAGUCUAGUCAGUGAGCCACGACCGUGGUCCUCAGUCUCACUUGGGAAAUAGCUGCCAGUAAUAGACUUCAACAUCUUCAGCUCCUUUUUUGCGUCAUGGACCACAUGUAUUUUUUCAAUCGGUAGCGGCGAGUAUUUUCAUCUCUACUUUUACGAAAUCAAAUGGGUUUUCUAGCACAUGAAUAGAUGCUUCUGAAAGUCCUAAGUUUAUGAUCCGGAUAGCACGUUCUUAAGUCGGUGACCGCAGUAGCUCUGGCGAGCUUCAGGCAUCGACCCGGCGACCAAACCUCGGCGUGCAUGGCUGGCCGGACCAACAUGCCGGAUCUCGAUUUGUUUGGCCCCACGCCAAACGGCGUCUCCUCGGGCGCCUCCAAGGACGUCCUAGGUUUCGAUGCGCCGGCGGCGGCUCCCCGAACUUCCUCGUCGUCUUCCUCGACGGAAGCUGCGCCGCAGUUGUACGACAAUCUGAAACAGCUGAUUCAGGUCGUGGACGACCUUCGGGAUGUGGGCCUCCAACAGUAUAUUGACCUCCCGCGCAUCGUCGCCAUCGGAUCCCAGUCCAGCGGAAAGUCCAGUGUCAUAGGUACCUCGAGCUCGUUACUUACUGUAGAGGUGAUGUCGCCGUUGAAGAUCAUGUGUAGACAGGCGCCGUUCAUGGUCAAAGUCAGGGCAGACCGAGUGACGUUCGGCAUUGAUUUUGCCAAUUUUGUCCGUUUGUUCCGUACGCAGCAAGAUGAAUUUUUGUCAUGAUUUUUGAUCGGGCGCCGGACACUCACUCGCGAACGAACCAUGAGAACAUCAAUUUGUAGUGCUGCUGCCCUUCUUCUGCUUUUGGUUCUCAUCAGAUUACGACAUUUUCAUUUCACAGAGUCGAUUGCGGGCUUCGAUUUUCUCCCGCGGGGCGACGGGCUGUGCACACGACGGCCGUUGGAGCUGCGCAUGAAGCACCUGAACCCGCAGGAUUACCCGGGCGAGACGGCAUACGCAAUUUUCGAGCGCACAAAAAAGAAAUUCACAAACUUCGACCAAGUCAGGGAGGAGAUUGAAAAGGAGACCGACUUGAUUGCAGGUACUUGCUUGCAGUUGCUCUGAUGUGAUGGCAGUGCGCCGGAUGAAUAUAAUUUUAAAGGACGGCUGUGCAGCAUCGACGCGAGCUGGAAUUCUUUCGGAGAUUUUUUACUCGGCGCUGAUUAGAAAUAAGGUUUCUUUAUCUUCUUCUAGAAGGGCAUGCAUGAAGAUUUAGCCUACCUCAACUUUCUUCAGGUAAAAACAAGGCCAUUGUGGAUGAUCCGAUCAAGCUGGAAAUUCACGCGACCAACGCACCCGACUUGACCUUAAUCGAUUUACCUGGUAUCACUCUGGUGCCCAUGAAAGGGUCCGACCAAAACGAGGACAUCGAGAAAAUAACGAAAGACAUGACCAUGAGGUACCUACUCCUACCGCACGCGUUGGUCUUGAGUUGCAGCAGCUACGUGCAUCUAUUUGCAGUUCUACCUCCCUUUAUUUACUACUUGCGGCACCACUCACUACGAAGCGCGAUGCCUAUUGUUUUGAUGUUCUCACCCUCCCACCUUCAUCAACUGGCAACAUAAACAUGACACCAGGUACAUAAGCAAUCAGAAAACCAUCAUUCUCGCCGUGCUUCCUGCAAACCAGGAUGUCGUAAACGCGGACUCGCUUCAGAUGGCUAAGGUCGUUGACCCGCAGGGCCUGCGAACCAUUGGUGUGAUAACGAAGAUUGACAUCAUGGACAGAGGUACCGAUGCUGUCAAGAUGCUGAAAGGCGAGGAAGUGCCACUAAUGCUCGGAUACGUCGGGGUCAAGCUCAGGUCGCAACAAGACAUCGCAAACAAGAAAAAAAUAAAGGUACGCCGUGAUAGAUCAUGGUGCAGCUUUGGCGCUGAGUCUCCCCUUCCUAACCCUAUGUGGAUGUAGGAGGAGAUAUGUAGAUAGAAGUAAAUACUUCUUUUGGUUAUGAAUGCGGGGUGGCCAUUACAGCAUAGCAAAAGCGCGUCGCCAUCUGUAACGGAACAGGCUUGAGGAUUGCCAAUUGAUUUGUACCAAAUGAAACAUUUCAGGCCGCGCUUUCCACCGAAAAGUCCUGGUUCGCGGAGCACCCGCGCUAUUCGCGACUCCCGCCGGGCAUGACUGGGAUUCCCACCCUGAUCGAGAAGCUGACAAAGAUUUUGUUCAAGCACAUUCGGCAUUUUCUCCCCGACAUCAAGUCCGAAAUCCAGCAGCGCAUGCGGACCGUGCAAACGCGGUUGGACGAGCUCGGCGAGGGCGUGCCCCUGGAAGAACGCGAGCAAAUCCAGCUCGUGUGGGGUCUCAUUAACGAUUACGUCGAGUGCUUCAAGUCGACGAUCAGGGGCAGGUACAGUUUUCACAUGCUCUCCACAGUACGUAGAGAUGAGCGUCGUCGUACUUCUUAGAAGUUGUAGUCGAGUACUGCUCUAGCUUUAAUUGUCUCAAAAGCUGAUGCACAGAAGAUCUUCUUUUGUCCCUUAUAGACACACUGAAAGUGAAGCAGGAAAGUCAAACACGACGGAGGACACCACUAUAAAUUCAGAUACGACCGCAAGUUGCACCGGUACAUCACUGCCCUGACGGAGAUAAAUGGCGGCGCGCAGGUUCGGCAGAUUUUCAACGAGUUUCUGAUAGAUUUUCACAUGGAGAGUAUCACGCAGGCCCUGGACGAUCGGGAGAUUGACCGGGCCAUUCGGAUGCACGAGGGGGAUUCGCUGCCUGGGUUCGGGAACAUGGAAAGUUUCGAAUACCUACUCCGCCCGCAUCUUCAGAAGGUCAAGCUUCCCGCCGCCGAGUGCGUGAACGACGUGAGUACGGCACUGGACAACAUCUGCCAAAAGAUCGCGAAGUCGGUCUUUCGCCGGUUUCCCAAACUGGCCGAGACGGUCCUGCAGAAAUCCCAGGAUAUCUGCUACGCGGAAAAACAGAAAGCGCUAGAGGUGGUGGAGAAUCUGGUCAGCGCAGAGAUCAUCUACCGGUUUACGAAUGAUGACGAAUAUCUGGUUGAAUUCGCACACAUGGGCACCAUGUACCAGAACAAGCAGGGCCAGCACGUGGACUUAAACAAUCCGCAGGGACAGCCUCCGCCCCCGCCCGCACCUACGGGGGACCCGAUGGAAGACUCCCGACUACAGGCGGCACACGCAUUCGCCGCGCAAAAGGCGUCAGAUUUCCGCGACGGGGUACUUAUGUGUGGUCUUCAUUUGGUUUGCUUUCAGUCUUGGUGCGCUUAGUGAUGAACAUACAACAUAGUGCUGGCUGAACUCAUCAUGUCAUUGUUCUGUGAGAGUCUGAAACUCCACGCACUCGCAUUUGCAUGCAAUAACCCAAACAAUCGGCACAACCGACAGGUUUCCAAGUUCUUCACGGAUCCAUCAGAGAAGAAGAUGUUCCGAAACGUUGGGAACAACGACGGCAUGACGUACAACCAGUCGCACAUUCAACAUCUUCGAAAGCAGCUAGACUGCUUUUUCUCGCUGAGUAUUCGCAACUGGCGCGAUUCGGUGCCGAAAGCAAUCGGGUAUUAUUCAACAGAGAGGUUUCUUGCGUGAUCCUAGACAAUUUCUUUAUACAUAGAUCAUGGUCAUACAUUCUUGUCUUUAGGUCAGAAAAAGUUUUCCGCCUUCAUUUGUGGCGUUUCCAUCAACCCCAGGUAUUUUUUGGUCCGCGCGCUGGAGGAGAAAAUGCAGUUCGAGCUUUUCGUCGGCCUUACGCAGCAGACCAAGAUGCUCUCCGAGAUGCUCGGCGAGCCACCGCACAUAACGGACGAGCGUCGCAGUCUUGCCGGCCAGCAGAAGACGCUGCAGAAGGCGGCAGACAUUCUGCAAAAAGAUCCCAAGAUUGCACAACUAGCGCUCGAGGGCGGUUUUGCUUCGGCAGACAGCAAACCGACAGCCGAUGUUCCGCGGAGCAGCGGCACCGCCGGUGGUAGCAGACCCGGCUUCGGUAACAUGCCCGGCGCAGGCAUGAUGCCGAAUAACCCCUCGGCACCAAGAAGUAACUUCCCCCCCGCCUCGGGCAGUAACCCUGCCAUGAACAUGAAUCAAGCUGCCCCUCCCAUGAACCCCGCGACCCAGCAGCCUCCGGCGCCGCCCCCCGGUGCGCGGCAGCCCCAAGCCGGUUUUGGCGCACCGAAACGCAACUUGUUCGACGAUGGCCCCGCCCCAGGCGCAAACGCGCGCGGUGGGCGGAAAGAUCCGCUCUUCGGAGACUAAGCGGAAGCAUUCUUCCCCAGGCGACGGCCGACCUCACAUUCUUCAACACCGCGAUCUAUGGUUGUGUUGUGUCAUCGUAUCUACAAGCUGUGUGUGAUUUUUUGAAGGUGGGUACUAACCUAGAAGAUACGAUUGUGAUCAAAUCUCAAAAGCAAAUCCAAGAAUUGCUGCGAACCAGUGUGGAUCGCUAGAAUUUUCCGUUCUGUUACACAAGUCCAGGCUUCGAUGUAUUGGAUAAAGACAAACCGCAAAUUGUCGUUGAACUCCGAUUUCAAGAAUCUUAUCAUCAAGCGCCAAAAGCACGAAAAUUUAAUCCUGGAUGAAGUGGUUUAAUGGAUGUGGAUGCUUAAUGGCAAGCGCCGACCCGGCCAUUGGUGUUCAGACAUGCGAACUCAAAGAAGGGACUGCCCUCGUUGUGUACUGAUAGAUAUGUUUGUCGUUCAGAGAGUCGAAGUUUUGCGGUUGCUGCAGACAUCUCUUUCUGUCGAGGGCGGACGCAAAGAGAGGCACUUGUUCCGAGG